GUGACGCCGGUGCCCCGACGUCAGCUGAUCGGAGCGAGUCCACGCGUGCAAUUGCGUUGGUUUUGCGUUGCGAUUGAUUGGAGGAUGCGCGCGCCGGACUCGGUUGCGUCCCCGUCUUGAGUGCGCUCGCGUCGCUGGUCGGGCGCCGCGCGAGCCGACGCGAGAAUCCGCCGUCGAGGCCCGCGAGCGGCUAAGUGCUAAUGCUAAGCUAAGGGGCAGGGCGCGAGGAGUUCCUUCCGAGAAAGCGGCGGCUCCGGCCGAUUCGCGAAGCCCAUGUGCGGACGUGCGCCGCGCCCGACGGAGGAGUUGCGCCGCGGCCCGGUCCAGCCGCACGAUGUGGCUCAAGUUGUUCUUCUUGCUCUUGUAUUUCGUGCUUCUGUUUACGCUCGCGCGGAUAUUCGAGGCGGCGGUCUGGUAUGAGGCCGGAGUGUUCGCCACGCAGCUGGUCGACCCGCUUUCGCUGAGCGUCAAGAAGCUCAAGACCAUCUUGGAGUGUCGAGGCCUGGGCUACGCCGGCCUGGCCGAGAAGAAGGACGUCAGCCAGCUGCUCCACAAAUCAGGAGAGCUGACACACGGGGAGUUGUAUUCCGCCAUCAAGAAGGAGACCGAGCAAACCGAGGGAGGCGCUGGCAGCGGCACGCAUUUCAGUGGAGAGAUGCACUUCUAUGAAUUAGUGGAGGACACUAAAGACGGCAUCUGGUUGGUUCAGGUCAUCGCUCAGGACCGAGAGGCUCUGCUCAGUAAGUCCAACUGGGGGAAGAUGGUCCAGAAAGUGUCACAGUUCGGAAUCCGAACUGGAACGUUCAACUGCUCCCACGACCGCAGGUCGUGUGUCAGACGCGGCUGGCAACGCUCCACGCUCGUCAUGUCCGUUCCGCAGACGUCGGCAUCGAAGGGCAAAGUCGUUCUGAAAGAAUACAACGGCCGCCGCGUUGAACCCGAGCACAUCUUCCGUUGGAUGACCUCGCAUAUGUCUCACCACAUGAAGACGCUGUGCCGUUCGGAGAAGCUGCUGGAGGAGUGGCGCCCUGACCCGCUGCACCCGUUAAAGAUGUUUCUGUUCGCGCCGCUGCCGCAGCCGCCGGUUUUCUUCUCCUCGCUGUCUGUCAAGUUCACCGGCAGGAUCGAGUUUAUAUUUGUGGACGUAAGUCACUGGGACAACCGCAGCAGCCUAUUGGAGAUUGGCGUGACGCGGAGCCCCGCCUACAUCCUGCAGAUGCCGGAGGGCGUAUAUCACUAUGGCAACAGCACCGGCGAGUUCUUGUCUGUGGCGGCCAUGGACACCUUCCUGCGUUCGGUCCAGCCGGAGGUCAAUGACCUUUUCGUCCUCAGUCUUGUCCUCAUCAACCUGUUGGCUUGGCUGGAUCUCUUUAUUACUCAGGGAGCAACGGUGAAACGGUUUGUCGUUCUGAUCCGAACACUCGGGACCUAUAACUCCAUCCUGCUGGUGUCUUGGCUUCCGUUUCUGGCUCUCCUGCAGCUGUCCUACCUGGACGGUCUCUACGGUUACAGCCUGAAGGCUCUCCGCUACGCCGACACCACCGCACUGGCUAGCGUGGUGAGAGCCGACUGGACCUUCUAUUCUUCCCACCCGGCUCUCUUUCUGUCCACCUACCUGGCCCACGGCCUGCUGGUCGAUUAUUUUGAGAAAAAACGUCGCUGUGGAAAUGGGAGCCGAGAGGACAGCAGCACUAACUUGGAGUGGCUGGCCAGUUUGUGGGAGUGGUACACAUCCUAUCUGCUCCGCCCGAUUGCGUCGCUACAACGGGUGCCGUCAGACUGGGAGGAUGACCCCAACUUCCUUUUUGACCGUUUGGCUUUCCCUGACCUCUGGCUCCGUCCGUUAGUGAGCACGGAUUACAUCGAAGCUUUGCCCGCGUGGAAGUUCGGCCGCGGCGGCGCGGACGAGCCGGAAGAGGAGCUCGAUAGUUCUCGCUCUGAUACGGACGGCAGCGAGUCAAGCGACCGCCCUUCACGAAGCGGUGAGCGGCGGGAGGGCGCAUCGUACGACCGGGACGGCGACGCCCCAUCGGCCCACCGGGUGCCGGAAAGCCUCGCUCGGCGGUCGGGAUGGCCCCGUGACAUUCUGCGGUGCUCGGAGUGCGUCGUAUGCCUGGAGAACUUUGCGAGCGAAGAACCGCUGAUGGGUCUGCCCUGCGGCCACGCCUUCCACCGGCAGUGCAUCGUGGUGUGGCUGGACGCGGGGCGACAUUGCUGCCCGGUGUGUCGCUGGCCCAGCUACAAGAAGAAGCGGCAGCCGUACGUGCACGGUUGGGACACUUCGUGAAAAGGAGCCUGCCUCCCUUAUCUCCGUGUCUUUCUCAUCUCGGCGUUGCAAAAACGCAAAGUCUCACCGAGUGAAUUGAUCUGAUGUUCAGGCCGCUUUGACUUGAUUUCAAAAAGGUCAGCGUGGCAAAAAGACUGACUUUAACAAUUUAAGAUGUUUCCCCUUCUUGUAGGGACAAAAAGUCUCGUUUGAAAAAAAUCUUACCAGUGGAGCGGGACGAUGAGUUGACUUGAUAUUGAUCGGAUUUCCAAACCAAGUUGUUAUCUUAAAACAAGUCGUUUUGUCUUUCGGGGAAAAAAGUCAAAACUGUCUUAAAAGAGGUACAGUGCUAUCUAUGUUUUCUCUCGAAAUACGGUCGAUUGGGAGGAUUUUGCAUGUUUUGCAGAGUAAUCGGGAUUUUUUUUGAUUCACUGGCGCAAGAAGUGUGGAGCGUAACUUGCUUGGGGUCAAGAUGAGACCUGCCAAAGUUAGCGUUGUCUGUGCGACCGGAGCGGUGGUCGCAACUACCGAUUUGCUUGUUUCCAUUUCUGUGCUGAACAUUGUGAAUACCACCAAUAAGUACAAUAAAAACAAAACAGAUAAACAACUAACUG
Molecule: messenger RNA, 2880 nt
Organism: Phycodurus eques (leafy seadragon)
Lineage: Eukaryota; Metazoa; Chordata; Actinopteri; Syngnathiformes; Syngnathidae
Gene: rnf103
Product: ring finger protein 103
Exons: 7
Coding region: 335-2287 (650 amino acids)
Biological process (GO): protein ubiquitination
Cellular component (GO): endoplasmic reticulum
Molecular function (GO): ubiquitin-protein transferase activity
Source: RefSeq, a predicted model, not a curated record